GCUGUAUGUAUCUUGGUAAAGCCUUGGCAAGAGUCCUCAAUCAGCUUCUACAACACUGUGUCAAAUUUCUUUGUGAGAGGCACUUGGAUACCUCGGUGAUAAGUGCUUUAUAAAUGCUUGGAUUGUCUGUCACCGAGUGGUUUCAGAGUACCACUGAUGUGAUCUUUAUUUUCUUCCAACUCCAGAAAAGGAAGAUAAAUGCUGGGAACUUUUAUCUGCUUAAGAAGAAUUCAGGAAGCUAAGUAAAAUCUUUCCUCAAGUUAUUUCCACUACUAGGAGGAAAAUCUACUGCAGGAGGAAAAGGAUGAAAAGAUGGCUGACUUUUCACUACUGUGUUCUAACCAUUUCCGCCAGUUCACACGUGAAUCUUUGGCUGCUAUUGAGAAGCGAAUUGCUGCCAACAAGAAAUACAAAGACCAGCAACCUAAAGAGAAACCUCGUCCCCAACUUGACCUGCAGGUUUUCCAAAAGCUGCCUACUCUCUAUGGGAAUCCUCCUCAGGAGCUUGUUGGGAAACCACUGGAGGAUCUUGACCCUUAUUACAAUGAUCACAAGACAUUUAUGGUAUUGAACAAAAGGAAAACAAUCUUCCGAUUUACUGCCACACGUGCCUUGUGUAUACUUAGCCCUUUUAAUCCGAUCAGAAGAACAGCGAUUAAAAUUUCGGUACAUUCAUUGUUCACUAUUUUUAUUAUGUGCACUAUUUUAACCAAUUGUGUCUUCAUGGCUAUAUUUGAGACCCGUAGGAAGAUUAAGUCACCUAAAUUUCGUGACUGGAGAAAGUAUGUUGAGUACACGUUCACAGCCAUUUACACUUUUGAAGUAUUGAUAAAAAUAUUGGCAAGAGGAUUCUGUCUGAAUGAAUUCACUUUCCUUCGCGAUCCGUGGAAUUGGUUGGAUUUCAGUGUCAUUGCUAUGGCAUAUGCAGGGGAGUUUAGUGAUCUAGGCAAUGUUUUGGCCCUUCGUACAUUCAGGGUUCUGAGAGCUUUAAAAACUAUUUCAAUACUCCCAGGACUGAAGGUCAUCGUAGGUGCACUGAUCCAGUCUGUUAAGAAACUUACUGAUGUGAUGAUCCUGACCCUUUUCUGCUUGAGUGUCUUUGCCCUCAUAGGCCUCCAGCUCUUUAAAGGCAAUUUGAGACAUAAGUGUGUCAGGAAUUUUAACUCCACCAAUGGAACUAUUUAUUUGGAUGACAAAAAAUGGGGCUCCUUUGAUGAGUUUAUUAAUGAUACAGAAAAUGUUUUGAAGAAGAAUGGCACCAAGGAUGCCUUAUUGUGUGGCAACAGCUCAGAUGCUGGCUCCUGUCCACCUCAAUAUGUAUGUCUCAAAGUUGGGGGAAAUCCUGAUUUUGGCUACACAAGUUUUGAUACAUUUGGCUGGGCCUUUCUUUCCUCGUUCCGCCUGAUGACACAAGAUUACUGGGAGCGUCUCUAUCAACAGACUCUCAGAGCUUCUGGGAAGAUCUACAUGCUCUUUUUUAUGCUGGUCAUCUUUGUGGGCUCAUUUUAUCUGAUCAACUUGAUCCUGGCUGUAGUGACUAUGGCAUACGAAGAGCAGAACAAAGCUACUAUUGCUGAAACUGAGGCAAAGGAAAGGAGGUUUCAGGAAGCCAUGGAACUGUUGAAAAAAGAGCAAGAGGCAUUGGCUGCUAAAGGAAAUGAUUCAAAGUCACUUUGCUCCUUUGAAAUGUCACCUUUACCCUCCAAAGAAGUCAAAGAUAGAAGCAAUAGGAGAAAUAAAAAUAUGUCCUUAGGGAUAGAAGAUUAUGGGGAAGUUCAAAAAGUUCCCAAAUCACAGUCCAGUAGCCAUCAACAAAACCUGACCCCUGUAUGUGGUGAAGUGAGCAAGAAGCAUUUGCCCCAUCAUCUGACAGUGGACUAUUUUAAUGAGCCACUACAAAGUCAAAGGGCAACUGGGGCAGUCAGUACCAUUACCUGUGUCCUGGAGGAAUCGCAACAGAAAUGCCCUCCCUGCUUGAAGGACUUUGCCCUAAAAUAUCUUAUUUGGGACUGUUGUCCACUGUGGUUGAGAAUCAAGAAAAAGGUGGCAAUUUUAGUAAUGGAUCCAUUUACUGACCUCACUAUCACUCUUUGCAUCGUGAUGAAUACUGUCUUCAUGGCACUAGAGCACUAUAAAAUGACAAAAAAAUUAAAAAUCAUGAUUGACGUAGGCAACAAGGUCUUUACUGGAAUUUUUACUGCAGAAGUGAUCUUGAAAAUCAUUGCUCUAGAUCCCUACUACUAUUUUCAGCAGCGCUGGAAUAUUUUUGACAGCAUAAUUGUCACCGUAAGCUUAAUUGACCUGAGUUUACACACCAAAGCUAAAGGAAGAAAAGCACAUGGAAACCUGUUAGUUUUACGUUCCUUCAAACUGCUGAGGGUCUUCAAACUGGCAAAGUCCUGGACAACUUUGAAUACACUUAUUAAAAUCAUUGGUAACUCAGUGAGUGCUAUGGGUAACCUCACCCUGGUUCUGGCAAUCAUAGUCUUUAUAUUUGCUGUAGUAGGAACGCAACUUUUUGGUAAAAGCUACAAAGAACAUUGCUCUAAAAUAAGUGACGAUUGCAAGCCACGUUGGCAUAUGAUGGAUUUUUUCCACUCAUUCCUUAUUAUAUUCCGAAUUCUGUGUGGAGAAUGGCUUGAAACCAUGUGGGAUUGUAUGGUGGUAGCUGGGCAACCAUUAUGCCUUAUUAUCUUCUUGCUGGCCAUGGUGAUAGGAAACCUAGUGGUUCUCAACCUGUUCAUUGCACUACUGCUGAAUUCCUUCAGUGCUGACAACCUCCAAGCACCCGAAGAUGAUGCAGAGAUGAACAACCUUCAGAUCGCAUUUGCUCGGAUCCACAAAGGACUUCGCUUGCUGAAACAUGCAACAUGGGAUUACUGUUGUGGAAAGCUCCGGCAACCAAAGAAAGCCACCAAAAAGAAAAUGAAAUUGGCUGCUGAGAACACAUGUGUGGAGAUUGGGAAAGAAGGGAAGAAUUGUAAAGAAAAUCACAGAGACAAUGUGACUGAGAAGAAUGGAGAGAAAGGCUCUGUUAGCAUUCUUGAAGAUUUUAUCACCAACCCCAACAAGUUUGUCUGCGUCCCUAUUGCUGAAGCAGAAUCUGAUAGUGAAGACUGUGAAGAAGAUGAUAAUAAUUCAAGUACAGUCACAGAAAUGGAGUACAGUAAACAGCAGCUUGAUAACAUCAGCUGUUCUGAAGGCAGCACAGUAGAUCUGACAAAUCCUGAGGAGCUUCUGAAACAGAUCCCUGAGCUGGCUGAAUACUUAAAGAAACCUGAUAACUGUUUUCCAGAAGGCUGUAUUCGACAUUCCCCUUGCUGUUCACUCAAUACCACAAAGUUUCCAGGCAAAACAUGGUGGAACCUGAGGAAAACAUGCUACAAAAUUGUUGAACACAACUGGUUCGAAAGCUUUAUCAUAUUCGUGAUUCUGCUAAGCAGUGGAAGCCUGGCAUUUGAAGAUAUACAUCUUGAGAAAAGAAAAAACAUUAAAAUGAUGUUGGAAUUUUUUGAUAAAAUCUUCACUUAUAUCUUUGUCCUGGAGAUGUUUCUGAAAUGGGUGGCCUAUGGCUUCAAGAAAUAUUUCACCAAUGCCUGGUGUUGGCUUGACUUCCUAAUUGUAGGUGUCUCUUUAGCAAGUCUUAUAGCUAACUCACUUGGAUAUGCCGAAAUGGAACCCAUGAAAUCCCUUAAAAUCCUGAGAGCCUUGAGACCAUUAAGGGCAUUGUCACAAUUUGAAGGGAUGAGGGUGGUUGUGAAUGCCUUAGUAGGUGCCAUCCCUUGCAUCAUGAACGUUGUGCUUGUCUGCCUCAUUUUUUGGCUCGUUUUUAGUAUCAUGGGAGUGAACCUAUUUGCAGGAAAAUUUGGAAAAUGCGUAAACUUGACUGAAGAAAAAUCAGAAAUAAAUAACAGUAUUAAGAACAAAUCGGAUUGUUCAAAGUAUAAUGACACGCAAAAAAUAUAUUGGAUAAAUGUUACAGUCAACUUUGAUAAUGUUGGUUCUGGUUAUCUGGCUCUUCUUCAGGUGGCAACAUUUAAAGGUUGGACAGACAUUAUGUAUGCAGCAGUAGAUUCACGAGGGAAAGACAAACAGCCAAUGAAGGAAGAUAAUCUAUACAUGUACCUCUAUUUUGUGGUUUUCAUCAUCUUUGGAUCUUUCUUCACACUGAAUCUCUUUGUUGGUGUCAUUAUUGACAAUUUUAACCAACAAAAGAAAAAGUUAGGUGGACAAGACAUCUUUAUGACAGAAGAACAGAGAAAAUAUUAUAACGCAAUAAAAAAACUGGGAUCCAAGAAACCCCAAAAACCUAUCCCAAGGCCAUUGAACAAAUACCAAGGGGUUUUUUUUGACAUUGUAACAAGCGAAGCCUUUGACAUUAUCAUCAUGAUUCUCAUCUGCCUUAACAUGAUCACUAUGAUGGUGGAAACUGAUGAUCAAAGUAUAAGGAAGACUGACAUUCUUAACAAAAUCAACAUGUUCUUUGUUGCCAUCUUUACUGUAGAAUGCAUCGUGAAAUUAUUGGCUCUGAGACACUACUAUUUCACCAAUGGCUGGAACAUAUUUGAUUUAAGUGUGGUCAUUAUGUCUAUUGUUGGUACUCUGGUUUCUCACAUUGUUAAUGCAUUUGAAAAUUACUUCUCACCUACACUCUUCAGAGUCAUUCGGUUGGCUCAGAUUGGACGAAUACUAAGACUUGUCCGAGCUGCCAAAGGAAUUAGAACUCUCCUUUUUGCCUUAAUGAUGUCCCUUCCUGCUCUUUUCAACAUUGGCCUCUUACUUUUUCUGGUCAUGUUUAUUUAUGCCAUUUUUGGCAUGGCUAACUUUGCUUAUGUUCAGUGGGAGAGUGGGAUUGAUGACAUGUUCAACUUCCAAACCUUUGCUAAUAGUAUGCUCUGUCUCUUCCAAAUGACAACAUCUGCUGGCUGGGAUGGUCUUCUCAGUCCUAUUUUAAACACUGGACCUCCUUUUUGUGAUCCAAACAUACAAGGUGUUGUGGGAGAAUGUGGUAAACCUGCUGCGGGUAUUAUUUUCUUUGUAAGUUACAUCAUUAUAUCAUUUCUCAUUGUUGUAAACAUGUAUAUAGCUGUUAUUUUAGAGAACUUCAAUGCUGCCACUGAAGAAAGUACAGAUCCUGUGGGUGAAGAUGACUUUGAUAUGUUUUAUAAAAUCUGGGAGAAGUUUGAUCCUGAAGCAACUCAAUUUAUUGAGUAUUCUGCACUUUCAGACUUUGCAGAUGCUUUGGCAGAACCUUUACGCAUAGCCAAACCAAACAAAAUUGAGCUCCUAGCAAUGGACCUUCCCUUGGCUAGCGGAGAUAGGAUCCACUGUUUGGAUAUUUUGUUUGCUUUUACCAAACGGGUGCUAGGAGAAUCUGGGGAGAUGGACAAACUAAAAGAACAGACAGAGGAAAAGUUUAUGGCUGCCAAUCCAUCCAGGUUUUUUCAUGAACCAAUCACAUCCACGCUCAGACACAAAGAAGAGGAGGUUUCUGCCAUUAUUAUCCAGAGGGCCUAUAGGAGACAUUUGAUUCAACGGUCCAUGAAGCAGGCCUCUCUCUUAUAUCACAGAACUUGUGAUGGUGACAUCCUUGAAGAUGCUUCACAGAAGGAAGGUCUCAUUGCAUUCAUGAUGAAUGAAAAUUAUGGUAGGAAUCUAGACAAGUCUGAGACUGUGUCUUCAACAUCUUUCCCUCCAUCCUAUAACAGUGUCACCGGGGACACUAAUGACAACCUCCAGGUAAAGACGGUGGACUCUUCCAAAUGUGAUGUACCUAUAGGUUGUCAGCUAUCUCCAGACAAAGAUAAAGAAUACAUUGUUUAAUAUUUUGUUAAUAAUGCUUUAAAAUAUUCACAGAAGAUAAUGAUGUAAAUAUACAGCAACCAAAGCAGCCUUCUUUUUAAACAUUAGUUGCAAAAGAAACUAAGGUACUUCUAUCCUUAACUAUGGGAGUUCAUAAGCUGUCACCUUUGACCUUGCUACAUUCAACUUUACUCAAUGUUUAUAUUUAGAUAUACCUAGGAAGUAUCUGUGUAGAGUCAUAACUGUUAUAUUGGUGGCAGUUGUGAAUUAAGGCAGAAUCCUUGGUAUCUUAUUACUAUGGCCCAGUCACAGAGCUGAUUAGAGCUGCACUUUGCUUACUUCUGCUAACCAAACACCCACCCAUUUAGAUUGGUUUGCCUCGUUGUGAACCAAGUUCAAGAAGUGGAAAAUAAGUUUCAAGAUAUCUGGAAAGAAAUAGCUGUCUGGGAAAGGAGUGGGAGAAAAUAUAAUGGUUUGUUAGGGUUUUGAAGUAGGGGGAGAGGGUGUAAACCUGGUAGACUAAUGACCCCCAAUCUUUUCAGUUCUGUGACCCAUAUACUAUAAACAUAGCUAUUGCAUGAACCAUUGAUAUGUCAAACUGUACUGGAACUCCUCCAAUAUGAUGAAUUUAAACAAUAGCCAUGGUAUGUAUACUAUUGUAGUCAAGUUACUGCAGUAUAAUGACAAUAAAUGUAAUACUUAACAUUCCAAAAACAGUAAUGAAUUACAUUAGAAUUUUUUUUUACACAAAACUGAACUGCUUUUCCUCUGGAAUUAUGAAGUUGGCAUCUUUAUCUUCAUCAUGUUUUCUUUCUAAAGAUCUUUGUGACUCUUAUGACAUCAUGAUAUCAUUAGCCUGGACUUCUCCACAAAGAACUCUACACCUUGGCCUGCCUUCAGUCUCUUCUACCAUGUGUGUAAAUACUUAUUUGAGAUGCAUGGGUUCAUACUUUCUGUAUGAACCAUUUUGCUUUUCAUUUACUGAUUUGUCUUCCUUUCUUUUGCAUUGUUAGGUAUUCAGAGCCACAAGACCACUCAAGUCUCUCUUGACACUUACACUGCAUAUUUAAAACUGUUAAUUGUAUAUGUAAAUCACUUUUCAAGAUAAGAUUUUUAAAAAGUGGCAAGAUUCAUGUGACUAUCAAGGGUGACUGGUCCAGGGGAGGCACAGCUUUCCUUUCUUCCCCACAGUGUUUUCAGACAGAAAAAAAGCUUGGCUUUGUGGCUGAGGCACUGGACUGGGACUCUGAUCUGGGUUCAGUUCCUUGCUUGGCUACAGACUUUCCAUAUGACCAUAGGAAAAUCACGUCUGACUGCAGUGCAGAUGUACCUUAAUCUGUCUUUCACUCAGUUCCUCCUCUAUAAAAUGGGAAUAUUAAUACUUCCUUUAAUAAAUCUCCCUUUCUCCCACUUUUGUCUAUCUAUUUAGAUUGUGAGCUCUUUGGGCAGGGACUGGCUCUUACUAUGCAUACGUACAGUGCCUUGCACAGUGUGGUCCCAGUCUUAAUUGAGGCUUCACGGUACUAUUUGAAUACAAAAAAUAAUAAAUAAUAUUUAUAAUGC
This is a messenger RNA of Mauremys reevesii (Reeves's turtle), 7365 nucleotides long. Its product is annotated as sodium channel protein type 5 subunit alpha-like. Bases 313 to 5823 code for a protein of 1836 amino acids. The transcript has 28 exons. Gene Ontology annotation, cellular component: voltage-gated sodium channel complex; axon; plasma membrane. Gene Ontology annotation, biological process: neuronal action potential; sodium ion transmembrane transport; membrane depolarization during action potential. The record is from RefSeq and is a predicted model, not a curated record. Gene Ontology annotation, molecular function: voltage-gated sodium channel activity. NCBI's taxonomy places the organism in Eukaryota, Metazoa, Chordata, Testudines, Geoemydidae.